Labrus mixtus (cuckoo wrasse) is the source of this 6177-nucleotide messenger RNA. RefSeq names its product AF4/FMR2 family, member 1 (gene aff1). Gene Ontology annotation, cellular component: super elongation complex; nucleus. The transcript has 19 exons. Gene Ontology annotation, biological process: regulation of gene expression. The record is from RefSeq and is a predicted model, not a curated record. Lineage: Eukaryota; Metazoa; Chordata; Actinopteri; Labriformes; Labridae. The coding region runs from base 192 to 3674 and encodes 1160 amino acids.
CAGAGUAGACUGGGCAGUCCGAAGACGCACGGUUAGCGAGACAACUAUCAAACUACGGCGGCCUUACAAGUCGUUUAAAUGACCUAAAUUAUCUCCACCGGUAAACAAUGUGACCAAGUGAGGACGACGCAGUGGGGAGGACUGUCAGAAACACAUGACAACCAACUUUGGUUGGUUGAGAGAGGCGCGCCAUGGAAUCUCAGCCGAGUGUGUUCAAUGAAGAGAGGAACAUUCUCCGCCUCCGAGCAUGGGAACAGAGGAACCAAGAAGCAAGCCAAGCCAAAGCACUCAACCAAGAGAGCAUGCCACUCUUUGGGCAACCAUACAAGACAAACAAGGGGGAUGAGCUUUCCAGUAAAAUCCAGAAGAUGCUGGGAAGUUAUGAAGAUGUGAAUAAUCCCAAUCCAGUUGCUGUAGAGCCAUUACCCAUUCCUUCUUACGUAACCUACACACAGUCUGAGCAGGGUCUGACAAACACAGAUAUAUCAACACAACCUCCAUUCCAUAACCAGCUCUGUAACAAGUCCAACCAAAGUCAGAGAGCUCCAUCAAGUAGCGGCUACUCCUCUCAGCCCACGAGGACGUCUACUGCUUUUUCUCCUAACAACUGUGGACAUCUAUCAACUCUCUCAGCACAUCGACAGAAGAAUAGUGAAGCCCAUUCAGAUCGCAGGGAGCAGGAGAUUUCUUCUCUGUGUCCGGAUCCUAAGCAACUACCGUUUCUACGUGCCAGUGACCUUGAAAACACCGACAUGGAUACGAAGGACACCUUUGAUAGACAUCAGUUGCAGAAAUCCACAAAUGACCCCACUGAGUCUGGCUGCACAGUGGAGGUUUCCACGUUUAACCUCAAACAGUCCCCCAAAGAUGCACCCCAGCCUCAGGGCAACAAGGGUAAUGCACUACCCUCCCAGACGUUCCCUUCACUCCUGUCAUCUAAGCAGCCCUGUGUAGUCAUGACCCAGAAGCCAACAGCGUAUGUGCGACCCAUGGAUGGCCAGGACCAGGUGGUCAGUGAGUCACCUGAGCUAAAACCUUCACCAGAGCCAUAUGUACCUCUGCCAGAGUUUAUCAGCAAAUCUGAACAGGGCAAAGGAAAGAUACUGCCACAAUUUCUGGAGACGAGCAUAAAUGAAGCUCAAUGUGUGGAGGACAUCUUAAAGGAAAUGACACACUCAUGGCCUCCACUCCUAACAGCGAUACACACACCUGGCACAGGUGAACCCUCCAAGUCCCCUUUUCAGACUAAGGAAGCAGAGCGUGUCUCUUCAUGUCCAGGUCAAAAAAACUACAAUUCCUCGACAGAUCCAUCCCAGCCCACCCAGCAGAGCUCUUCAUCUUCAUUACAAGCAGCACAUUCCAGACGGGUAGAGUCUGCCAGCUCCAGCGACUCAGAGAGCAGCUCCAGAUCAGAAUCGGACAGUGAGAGCGCCACGGAGGAGCCACCUCGACCCCCAGUGAGCAACUCGGUCAAAUCUGAGCCUGAUGCUCCAGCGGUGACCCAUGUUGAUUGGCAGUUGGGGAACUGGAUCAGGUCCAGUCACGGCUCAAGAAGCGAGAACCAAAGUGUCGCACAGGCCUCUGACAGCCCCCCUCACAAACCGCCUCGCCCAGCACAGAGCACCAAUCACUCCGUUGUGGAGGUAGUGGACCCCACCAGAGAGUCUAAACCUCAGGUGUCUUCUCACCAGAAAGAGUCCACUGACAGCCUCGGAAAACUGCAGGUGUGCAGGGAAAGCCCUCAGGACAACUACAACCAGCAAAGUAGCCAAAAAUCCCCCUCUGCUGAUAGGAAAAGCUGCAGUCGUUUGAGGAAACUUUCAUGUAAUCCACACUCCUCAAAAUCAGCAAAGGCAGGCUGCCCAGAAGUCACUCUCGGCUUAAAGUGUGAGGAUGUGGUAGCCACGCGCGACAAAGACCCGUGUUUCACAGACAGACCAAAAGUAAAGACAAAAACUGGACACGGCAGAAAAAGCAAAGACGGCAGUGUCGCUAAAGGAGACGAUAAAAGGACUUCUAAACACAAAUUACUCGACAAGCAAAAAGUCGAAUCGGAGCCUGAUGUUAAGCUAGUCCUGCAUGGUCAGUGUCCGUCAUGCAGGGUUCGAUUUCCUAACCCCUGCUCCUGCCCCACCCAGAGUCUUGCACAGCCGGAUCAGCUGUCUCCUGCCCCAUCGGUCAAAAUUAAUUGUAGCAAACCAAAGACAGAGACGAUCUGCCAGAAGGGCGCCAAGACUCCUCACAAAACAACCCCAAAACACUUGGGAAAGACUGGGCAUACAGCCAAAAGUACUCAGGACCCCCACAGGCCUCCUAGAUCCCUGCUGGUGAGGAUUGAUCUAAGUCUCCUUUCAAGAGUCCCUCAGUCCUCAGGCGGCCACCAGGAGACGGGCUGCAAAUCCAAGAGAUCGGUGGUGGUCGUAGAGCAGGAUGGAAGGGGUGGUGAUGCUGCUACAAUACACAAACUCAGCAAAACCAGCAAAAAGAGUAUACCUCAAAAUGUUGAGGUAGAAAUUAAAACUGUUCCCAGGAAGAAACAGAGGCUGGAAAACCAGAAUACCUCAUCAAGUCACCUACCUGACAAAAUGGACUCGUCCAGCAUUUCAACAGAGGGCUUGGAGCGGAAGAAGGCAAAGAAAAAUCCUUUGCAGCAGCCUGGGAAACCCAAAGACUCUGAGAAAGACUCGAAGUUACACAAUAGGCUGACAGAGGGGGCACAGGAGAGCAGUAAGAAGGCUGUUGAUGGCAAAGACUCGCGGAAGAACAAGAGGCGCAGCGGAAAGCCCACGGAGUGUCCACAAUUAGAGAAGCAGAAGCUCCCAAAGAGCGGCGCGGCGUCAUCUUCACAGUCCACCAGGGAAGCUUUGACCCCACGGCCCCUGCUGCGGUUAGAGGACAGGCAGUAUCCAGUGAAGCAUUACAUAAAGGAGGCCAAAAAACUGAAGCACAAAGCCGAUGCAGAGUCAGAUAAGCUGAAUAAAGCUUUUAUCUACCUGGAAGCAGCCAUGUUCUUUGUCGAGAGUGGAAUAGCCAUGGAAAAAGAUCCACAGAUCUCAACGUCUUCCUACACUAUGUUUGCAGAGACGGUGGAACUGCUCAAGUUUGUACUGAAACUUAAAAACCCAGUGGACCCCUCGGCCCCUCCACCAGAAAAGGACUUUUUAGCUUUAUGUUUGAAGUGCCAGUCUCUCCUGCAGAUGGCGAUGUUUCACCACAAACAAAAAACUGCACUCAAGUACUCCAAGACGCUCUCUGAUCACUUUAAUAUCUCUGCUCAGAAAACACACGACCCCUCUUUUUCAACUUCAAAAUCCUCUGACACGCCGUCCCCCAUGCCCAACCUGCCCUCUCCAGCCAACACAUCCUCCAGCUCAGGUCCAGGCUCCAACCACAGUGGCAGUGGGUUGGUUGUGGACGCCAUCGGCAGCACCGUGGCGUUUCCCCAGGCUAUCGAACGUGUGGCUUUCAACUACGUCAACAUCACCACCUUAUUCCUGAGCGCUCAUGACAUCUGGGAGCAGGCCGAGGAGCUGGCACACAAAGGCAGCGGUUUGCUGACAGAGCUGGACACAGUUAUUGGUCCGUUGAGCCUGACGUCCAGCAUGAGCUCUAUGGUGCGUUACACCAGACAGGGGGUCCACUGGCUGCGUCUGGACAGCCUCAAGGUGAAGUGACCAACAAGCUGCUCCUGACCUCCUGCCCAUCCUUCGCGCUGCCUCUCACCACCUUCACUUCUCUGCAGCGAGUUAGAUAUUGAGCUGGACUUUCCCUCAUGGCGUGUGCAGGUCGUAUUUUUCUUUACAUGGAUAUGAACUCAUCUCAUCAUGAACGCAGAUGUUGUCUCAUGUGUGUCCUCGACGAUAUUCGCUGAUCGUUGCACUUGUUUUUUUGUCUUCUGGCUUCAUUGUUUUUUCUCUCUCUCUCUGGCACUUUUUAUAAACCAGGAUUACAUCUGCUGUAAUCCACAUAUUUCACGUCUUGCACAUUAUGUUCCUCAAUCUGCAUUUAAAAGUCAAGCCUUUGUUAACUAACCAUCAUAUAUAUACCACUUGAAGGCUCUAUUAUAUACCGCAGCAUUAUCAUGUGUUUGGGUGCAGGUACUGACACCAAAUCUUUCUCUAUUAUUUUUUUGCUACCAUAAUUGGUAAACAAUAGCUUCUGAUUAGGCAGUAAUCUGGAGACCCCCCUUCAUGUUAACUUAUAUUACACCUACCCUGCAGUAAUUAAAAACGCGAUCCACUGUCCUCUUUCACUCUGAAAUAUUACUUUGAUUGGAUUCAGGGAUUUCGUUUUGUAUUUAAUUUUCCAUUAUUUUUUUCUUCACAACAAAUAUAUUUUUCUUCUUUGGCAACAAUCACUAUAAAGAUUCAGAGAGAUUCAGAUGUUCAUGAAAUCCAGUGCUGGUACCAUUUUAUUGUAACAUUUGUACCUGUAACUCAAUCCAAUCCUGUCAGCGUUAAGUCGGAAAGUGCACGAUAUAUAAUCGCCUUUCAGUCGUAUAAUUGUAGUUGAUCCUUAAGUUGCAUUUGUGUUUUCAGACUUCCUCAAUCGGAUAAGGAAAAAAUACAAAAACUCUGUGCCCUUCUGUUCGCCCUCUCAGGACAAAACACAGGUUGAAUGUAAGUGGAGUCAUCUUUUUGAGGUUGUGGCUCUUCAACAUAAAUGAAGUCGGAACACUUUCUACAUAGAAAUCAUGAAAUGAGGAAACGAAGGAAAGUUUGGAACGGAUCAGGGAAGAUACACCUGUAUGAGAUUUUUAGAUUGACUGGAAAGCUGUGAGGUGUGCCCAUGGACGAAUGAAGAAGUUUGCAUCGAUCAUGUGUUAGCUUAGCAUCGGCGCAAAUUCAAAGCAUUAGCAUUUCUUCUGACAGCUUACCUGUUGUCCCGCUGCCCUGCGUCUUGGUUUGUGUCUGAGUGGAUGUUGAUCAGAAAUGUUUGAGAUUUGAUGGACUGUAGACUCACGUUUUGGCUUGGUGGGGGUGGAAGAGAUGACUUGGCUGACAAGUGUGUCAGACCAAAGCAGACAAAAAUGUUAUUCUCAUCAUCCUGUUAAAAAAAAAAAAAAAAAAAAAAAAUUCUGCACUUGUUCCCUCCUUCUAAAGGAAAAAAAAAAUCAAAUUAAUUCACUUUCUGUGUUGUGACUUGCCAGACCCUAAACAGGAGGGAUACAUUCGACAUCCCUGACUUUCUUUGGAUAAAGUUUUGGAUGUAGUGGUUCCAAUUGGCCGUUUUUUUUUUUUUUAGUUACCUUUCAAGUGUAGUGGAGCUGCUACAGUCGUUAAACAGAUCUGAAACUACAGUCGUGUUUCCUUUCUUUGUUUGUGCACCAGUAAGCUGCGCUCCUCGGUUCCCCACACUUUGGUUAAGCAGCAAAUGUUGAGUUGCAAAAAUGUCAACUUAACCUGUGGGAGUAGAUUGAAAUGGCCAAAAACGACAGCUGACUAAAGAAUGCACUUUGUUUUAAUAUGUGUCGUAGAUUUCAGAGCGUUAUGAAACACAAGGACACGAUGAUGUCGUUGUUUACUUGUGUUGACUCUUUGUUUAGUGUCACUUUGCCUCAAAGCAAUAAGACUGUUUCGUUGGCUCACAUUUUUGAGUGAGAGGGUGACGCAUUGAUACAAACGGGGACACAAAAAUCAAAGAGAAUCAGUAUAAAACAGUGAGGUGGGGUUAGAUUAGGGUUCGACAUGUUGGCCUGUAUAUUGAGUUGCUGUGUCUGUAUUCAUCCACCAUAAAAGGGCUAAACGAAGAUCACAAAGUGGUCGUGACUUUUUUUCCUGACAUAAACAAAAAGUAGUAUUUUUUUAAUUAACAAGUUCACCGGUGCCAUGGUGUAUGGGAUUAUUUUUUACGUAGAGUUUCUUACCACAAAUGUCUUCACUGCUAAUUAGGUAAAUAUGGCUCCAUCCAUUCAUGAACAGUGCAACUGUAACCAUUUUCUUUUUUUUUUUUUGUCUUUUUUUGUCUUUUCCAACCUGUGGCUUUGUUUCCGUCAUCCUUAACUGUCGGUGCUUAAUUUAUGAAUUAAUCUGCAACAAGUUUACACUUCUUGUCCGAAUAAUUACUUACUGGAAAAAUGUUCAGAACGAUUUUUGAAGGAUGCCUUUUUUUCAUUUUGUGAAAUGUGUAAAGAAUUUGUGUUGCAGUGUACAGAGAUGAAUAAACACUGGAAAUGAA